CACCAUGUCAUCUCUUCACAUCAAUAGCAUUUCACUUGAGCUCUUCAAAAGGACAUUAGCGCGCUACGCGAUCAUAGCACCAUCCACAUUAGCAGACCUCGAUACCCUGCGCUAUGAGACAAUCCCCGCGAAGCUCGCCAAGAGCAAGAAAGACACGCAUCUACCGAAAGCCGAUGUUGAGAAGCUUGUAGAAUGGAAACUGAAACACGGCACAUUCCGUCCCACGCUGAUGAACCUCGUCAAAUCGAAUGCCCCGGAUGCCAUCGAGGAAACAACCCGCCUCGGUUUUCUUGACAACGAUCCUAUGCGCUCCCUUAAAGUCCUUGCGUCCCUCCGUGGAAUUGGUCCUGCAACCGCAUCCCUGCUUUUGAGCGUCCGAUCCCCAGAUUCUGCGCCGUUCUUCUCCGAUGAACUGUUCAGAUGGACGCACUGGGAUGCGCCAGGUAAGAGUGGGUGGGAGAGGAAGAUCAAGUAUAGUGUGACAGAGUACAAGGAGAUACUUGCGAGUGUUGAGCGUUUGAGGAAGAGGUUGGGUGUCAAAGCGGUAGACGCGGAGAAGGUGGCGUAUGUGUUGGGGAGGGAAAGUGUGGAUGUGGAUGGGGAAAUUGAAGGGAAGGGGGGUGCGGGAGAAGCUCUAGAAGAGAAUCUCAAAAAGAAUGGAGAGAGGGAGAAAGGGGUGGAAGAUGUGCAGGAGGAGAGUAGGAAGCGGGUACAGGAGGCGCUUGAGGAGAUCAGGAAGGAGAAGGCUAAUAAUAAAGAGAGCGGAAAGCGGCAGGAAGACGCUGUGGUUGAUUCGGAGCAGCAGGCUGACAAGGCCGCAAAGAAGCAAGGCACGAAGAGGAAGGCGAAGGAAGGAACCGUACCUGCCGAAGGGGCGCGAAGGAGUACCCGAAAGAAGACUUAGAGCGGAAUUUAUUAUCGAAUGAGCAGGGUUGGCUUCUUGACGAGGGCAGAACAGAAGGCUGGCUAAAAAUAAACGCAACGACAGUGAUAGCUCGCGUGCGAGCUUAAGGCAACUGUAGUAGGCGUCUGAGGAGGGCAGAAAAUGAUGCCGCGCUUCCAGGAUCACAGAACAUUGAGCAACUUGUCUAUCUGUCAAUGAGUUGUACCUCCUCUGAUUGACCUCAUGCGCGACUAUUUAAACUCGGCGCUCCCUCCGUCA
Molecule: messenger RNA, 1162 nt
Organism: Didymella exigua CBS 183.55
Lineage: Eukaryota; Fungi; Ascomycota; Dothideomycetes; Pleosporales; Didymellaceae
Exons: 2
Coding region: 5-904 (299 amino acids)
Source: RefSeq, a predicted model, not a curated record